AUGCAGGGUGACUACUACCGCUUCGCAGAAUUAGUCAGUCGUUUGCGCCCAAACGAGCACUGCCCGCACGACGUGGCCACGCUGCUCAAGGAGUUCUUCCGCGACCUGCCCGACCCGCUGCUCCCGCGCGACCUCUACCACGCCUUCGUGCACACGCAGCGUAUCCGCAAUCGGCGCCUGCAGUUCGAGGCCCUGCAGCACCUGGUGCAGCUGCUGCCGGCCGCCAACCGCGACACGCUGCACGCGCUCCUCACCUUCCUGGCCGUCGUGGCGGCGCACGCGGGCGAGCACCGCGACGCCUCAGGCGAGUGGGUGACGGGCAACAAGAUGGACAGCAACAACCUGGCGACCAUGUUCGCGCCCAACGUGCUGCACUGCGUCAAGCCCGGCUCGGGCUCCAAGGAGAUCAGCGCGGAGCGCGCGGAGGACCGCAUCGACGUCAUCAACGUCGUCCGCGCCAUGAUCGACCACCACCGCGCCAUCUUCACGUUGCCGCGAGACGCUGGACGAGGUGUACCUGCACAUGAUGGAUCAGACCCCGAGGCCCUGGACCAGCUGCUGCGCCUGCGCGACGCCCAGGCAGACGAGUUCGCGGACGAGCUGGAGAGCGGCAGCGAGGUGACGAGCCCCGUGGAAGCCCUGGCGCAGCCCGCGCAGCCCCCGCGCCGCGUGUGGUCGCGCGAGGAGUUCCUGCACGAGAGCGCCGCCACCGGCGGCCCCGACCUCGCCAUGCGCCCUAACAGGUAACUCCCCCCCACUCACACCGCCCCGCCCCGCACCACGGCGGCGGCGACACUUAGUUACCGCUAGGUCGGAUUCAGCACAAUUCUAGCGGCCGGCUGCUCCCAUCGGGAGUUUCCU
Messenger RNA from Gryllus bimaculatus (two-spotted cricket), 861 nucleotides. The record is from the annotation of a GenBank genome assembly. NCBI's taxonomy places the organism in Eukaryota, Metazoa, Arthropoda, Insecta, Orthoptera, Gryllidae.